This is a messenger RNA of Populus euphratica (Euphrates poplar), 1135 nucleotides long. Its product is annotated as cold-regulated 413 plasma membrane protein 4-like. The record is from RefSeq and is a predicted model, not a curated record. Gene Ontology annotation, cellular component: membrane. Lineage: Eukaryota; Viridiplantae; Streptophyta; Magnoliopsida; Malpighiales; Salicaceae. The transcript has 4 exons. The coding region runs from base 342 to 872 and encodes 176 amino acids.
GCUCAGUCUACAUGGUACGGUCAGUCGGUCUCCUUCCAAUUCAUCUCAGAUUCCUUCAGAGAGAGAGAGAGAGAGAGAGAGAGACAGACAGACAGACAGACAGACAGAGGGAUUUCUCAAGAAAGAAGAAGGAAGAUGAUAUGAUUCUUCAGUCGGUCUCCUUCCAAUUCAUCUCAGAUUCCUUCAGAGAGAGAGAGAGAGAGAGAGAGACAGACAGACAGACAGACAGACAGAGGGAUUUCUCAAGAAAGAAGAAGGAAGAUGAUAUGAUUCUUGAAAGUUGAUUUCUUGUCAGAAAGGAAAGAAAUCUGAGGAAUUUGAGUGAAACGGGAUUAACAGAGAUGGCUUCAAGUUUUAAUGUAUAUAACUCAACAUCAUUAGCAGUAGCAGAAGCUAUAGAAUCAAGAUCUAGCACGGCUCGAGCUAGUUUUCAAUGGGGUGGAACCAUCUUUGCUAUAUUCUUGUUGAUCCUGAACCGAGUAGGACGGAAAUCAUCUUUGCAGACUACCCUUCUUGUGUUCUAUUUGCUCACAAGUUUCCCAACAGUGUUGUUCAAAGUUUUAAGAGGACAAUUUGGUUACUGGAUUGCUUUUCUUGCUAUUGCGGUUAACCUAUUCUUUCCCGAAGCCUUUCCAGUUUCUCGUUUUAUCCUAUUUGUCAUCUCGCCUGACCGGCUGGUAGAUGGAUUGCGUGAUAGCAUUGCUGGUGCUAUCUUUUGUCUCCUGAUUGGAAUUUUGUCUGUCAUAAUGGAGAUUCGAGAAAUUGCAGGAAACAGGAUUCUUGACUGUAGUUUUCUCUGCUGGGGUUAUUGUCUUGCUAUAUCCUUCUUGUUCUUCUUCACAAUCAAGUAUCUAUGCUUAGGAACUUGGUAGAAAUGACCUCCACCAAGAAAGGACACCCCCUUUCAUCUCAAAUUAUGCACCCGGGGAAUUAUUUUCUUGAUCAGUGCCUUUGCUGACUUGAAACAGCUUAAAUCUCAUGCCUUAGAUUAUUCUGUAUAAGAUCAUUCACUCUAUCAAGUUACUGCAUCAAGAUAUAGAUUACUAUUUUUUGAUAUUUAUUGUUUAGUUUAAUUAUAAAUUUGUCCUCAAAAGAAAAGGCACUGAAAUAAGCAUUAGGGUUAAGAUUGUUUUGG